GCAAAUGGUCUAAAGUUUAGUGGACACCUUCUUAGAAAUUGUUUCUUACACGUAUUUGUUCAUUUAUAGUGUAUCAAUUUAAUCUACUGUCUAGAUAUUGAAUUCAUAGGUUGGAAGAUAUAGAAGGUUGUAUAUAGUUACCACCUUGCAAGUAUGCAGCAUAUCAUGUAUCGUCUCAUCUACUAGUUAUGUAGGUAUGUCAUGUCAUGUUUUACAGAGUAGAUGGAUUAGCACUUUCUGAAAGUAAUAGGUAUUAUGUUUGUUGUUAUAUCGACCCAAAAUUAUUUUAAGUAAUUCAUUGGGGUGGGAAGUCUAAUUAAGGAAGGUCAUUGCAUGCUCUUCCUAGAGACCAUUGGUUUACCCUUUGUUUGCUGUGUCUCUAUGUGUUACAUUACCUGCAGCUCUAGACCUAGGAUGUGGUUUUACGUGUUUGGCCUUCAUGUCUUCCUUUUUCUCCAGACACCACCCAGACAAGCAAGAGGUCUUGCUCAAAACGACUCAGUAACUGUGACUCCUGCAUUUAUUGCCACUUCAUCACCUACUGAAAUAUCUGCUUUAACUGUGAGACCAACUGUCACAGGAUUGCCCCCGCCACCACCACCUAGUAUUGACCCAACUAAAGCAUCUGCUUCAACUGCAAGACCAACUGUCAUAGGAUUGCCCCCACCACCACCACCUAUUAUUGACCCAACCAAAGCAUCUGCCAUAACUACAAGACCAACUGUCACAGGAUUGCCCCCACCACCACCACCUAUUAUUGACCCAACCAAAGGAUCUACCGUAACUGCAAGACCAACUGUCACGGGAUUAAUAUUGCCCCCGCCACCACCACCUAUUAUUGUACCAACCAAAGCUGCCUCUCCAACUCCAGCGUCAAUAACCUUAGGCUUUGUACCACCACCUCCACCUCCAGCGUUUACACCAAGUGUAGUCACUGCUUCUCCUUCCAUAUCAACUCCUGUAGGUUUUCUACCACCUCCUCCACCCCCAGGCAUUACACUGUCUGUGGAUCAGCCAUUGCCAAUUAAUGUAUUUCCUUUUGGUGCACAAGUUGGACAUGGUAAUCUAUCUCGAACGGAUGAUGACUGCUCAGAAAGACUUGACACUGAUUGUAACUCUGUUCCAGUACUUGGUCAAUUCAUUACUAACUUUUAUGUAUGUGCUAAUGGGAUUAUUACAACAAAUUCAUCCUUUCGUGACUAUACACCAAAGUUAUUUCCUGGAAUUGACAGCUCAAGAGAUCGUUUCUUACUUGCUCCUUUUUGGGUAGACGUUGAUAUUAGAAGGCAAGGACACGUUUGGUAUGGCUCUCAUCGAAAGAAUAAUGAUGGCGAUGUUACAUACAAAGCAGAUAAACUGGUUCAUGAGUUAAGCCCUAACAAUUCUGAUUUCAUGUCAGAAGUUGUCUAUGUUGCAACUUGGGAAAAUGUACAAAACUACCCGGAUGGUUUGUGGUAUACUGAUGAAUAUUCUGGUUUAAUAAAUACCUUCCAAGCAGUACUCAUCACAGACUUUAUCAACACAUUUAUGAUCUACAAUUACAUUGACAUUCAGUUUUCUGGUCGAGACAGUGCUCUAGUGGGAUAUACAACAGGAGAUGGCGUGCAGUUUUUUAAUCAACCUGGCUCACUGACAAAUGCUAUUCGUAACGUCAGUCAAGUCAAAACUGGCAAUUACACAGGGAUGUUAUUCUUCCACCUAGCUUCUGCUUCGAUAGUGCAAGCUACUGCUGACUCUCAAUGCCAGAAAUGGUAUUGUGAAGACAAGACACACAGGUUUAGAGAUCCAUCAUUAUGGUCAUCUCUUCUUGCUCCCUGCCCAUGGACAGCAUCACAUGCUGCAAUGGACAGUCGAUACAUUCAAAGACAGUGUGCUGCUAUGAAAAUGAAACCGGCCUGA
Molecule: messenger RNA, 1899 nt
Organism: Corticium candelabrum
Lineage: Eukaryota; Metazoa; Porifera; Homoscleromorpha; Homosclerophorida; Plakinidae
Product: mucin-like protein
Exons: 5
Coding region: 334-1899 (521 amino acids)
Biological process (GO): cell-matrix adhesion
Source: RefSeq, a predicted model, not a curated record